This is a messenger RNA of Saitoella complicata NRRL Y-17804, 3399 nucleotides long. RefSeq lists its product as uncharacterized. The coding region runs from base 1 to 3399 and encodes 1132 amino acids. Lineage: Eukaryota; Fungi; Ascomycota; Saitoellomycetes; Saitoellales; Saitoellaceae. Gene Ontology annotation, cellular component: delta DNA polymerase complex. Gene Ontology annotation, biological process: DNA-templated DNA replication; nucleotide-excision repair, DNA gap filling; base-excision repair, gap-filling. Gene Ontology annotation, molecular function: DNA-directed DNA polymerase activity; nucleotide binding; 3'-5'-DNA exonuclease activity. The transcript has 10 exons. The record is from RefSeq and is a predicted model, not a curated record.
AUGCCACCUUCCUCUUCCUUUGAUCCGUCUCUGUACAGCCGUCCACGCCGUUCCUAUGACCCCACGAAGAAUCCGCUGAUCUUCCAACUCCUCGAGUGCGAGGAUGCAUCGAAAGAUAAACCUGCGCUGACAGGAGUAGAAUGGGAUGCAGGCAAUGGAACGUUGAUCCGGUUACACGGGGUUGCGGAGGAUGGUGUCAGCAUAUGUGUCCUCGUGCGUGGAGUCGAGCCAUACCUAUUCUUUCCCGUAUCUCCAACCUUCAGAAACUCCGACAUCCCCCGCCUCGUCUCUGCCCUUCCUAGCGCCUCCCCUCCUCUCUCCGCAACCCUAACAUCCCGCACCCCACUCCUCCACUAUCGACCCAACUCGGAGCUUUACUCCUCUUUCCUCCGUUUGUCAUUCGCCUCCACAACAGCCGCCAACGCUGCGGUUCGGGUCCUCGGGGAGGUGGUGGAGUUGGAACGUGGUAUGUUGGGCGAGAUGAGGAGGGAGGGCUUGUUGUAUGACGCAACGGUUUAUGAGAACGGGUUAGCGCUCACGGAUAGAGUCAUGGUCGAUAUGGGUGUCGUCGGGGCUGGUUGGGUUCGUAUCCCGAACGGGCGAUAUCAAGUUCUCAAGGUGGGAGGCGUGUAUGGAAGGUAUGGGGUGGUUGUCGGGUGUGAGGUUGGUGCUGUGGAGGGGUUGAGUCCUACGAGUGUCAGUGAGGAUGCGGAAGCGAGGACGGAGAGGUGGAGUCAUCUUGCGCCGUUGAGGUGUGCGUGUUUGAGUGCGUUGUUUAUCCCGGCUGGGGUCUCGGGUGCUUCAGCGUCUUCGGUGCCGUCGACGCCGAGAAAGACGAAGGUGACGACGACUACGACGAAAAGCCCGGCGAAGAAGAAGAAGAAGAGAGAUAGUGAUCAUGGGGAGGACGAAGAGGAAGAAGAUUUUGUGGCUGCUAUUACGGUGAUAUUGACGGAGCAAGUUACGGAGGAGGACGGGGGUACCUGUGGUUGUGCAGGUGAUAAGGUCCUGCUACUCACCCACGGAAGCGGCGAUAACGAGAUGAAGAACUUGAAAAUGCCGGGACUGGGUAUCAAGGUUGGCAAAGAACCAGAUGAUCCAUGUGCCACGGACGAUGCGAACGAGGGUCACAUGAACGUCAUCCGGUUCAGUAGCGAAAGAGAGAUGUUACAAGGCCUCCACGACCUCAUCAUAUCCUACGAUCCCGAUAUCCUGACAGGGUACGACCUCGGCGAUACCCUCUCCCUCCUCCUCACCCGCGCAACAGCCUUCAACCUCCCCUCCUUCGCUACCCUAUCCCGUCCAUCCUCCAUCCAGCUCAAACCGAAGACGAGGCAGGUGUAUAGUGCAUCCUGGGUCCGAAGUCAGCGGAGAAUGGUGGGGACGAGUAACCGGGAACAAGUUGAGUUGGGGGUCGUAGGACGGUGGGUAUUGGAUCUGCGGUUGAUUCUGGAGAGGGAGGAGAGGAUGAGGACGUAUUCGUUGCAAGAGGCGUCGGAGAUGAUGCUUGGUCAUAGACUUGAGAGGUUCGGGAAGGUGGUGUUGGGUGAGAUGUGGAGGAAGGGACGAAGGGAGAGGCUUGAGAGGUAUAUUGCGAGAGAGGCGAGGGUUGGGCUUGGGUUGAUGAGGAAGGGACAGGUUGUCGUUAGUGCCGUGGAAAUGGCGAGGGUUUGUGGGAUUAACUUGAAUGAUGUCGUGUCGAAGGGACAGAUGAGGCGGUUGUAUGGACAGUUAUUCCGGUUUUGUGGGGCGAGGGGAAUCGUUGUUCCGAGCGGACAACGGUAUGACUCACAGAUGACCGAGGGACCGGUCAAUUGGAUGCCGAGGGUUGGAUAUGAUAUGGAGAACCCAGUUAUCGUGUUGGAUUUUCGGAGUUUGUAUCCAUCGAUCCUGAUAUCGAGGAAUCUGUGCUAUUCUACACUUCUCGCCUCACCUUCUGAUCUCCCGGAGUCUGAUUAUACCCAGGGCUACGGCCCAACGCGCUGCUUCUUCGCGAAACCUCACGUGAAAGAAGGAAUCGUGCCCCUCAUCCUCAGACAUUUCCUCUCGCAGCGGCGGAAAGUGAAGGAGAUGAUGAACGCCACCGCAGACCCCGUCGUCCGCGCAGUCCUCGAUGGACGACAGAAGAGCUUGAAGGUGGUGGCGAAUGCGAUGUAUGGCUUCACGGGUGCGAAGGAGAGUAAGUUGCAGUGUCUCCCGCUUGCUGAGACGACGAUUGUUACGGGUGGGUUGUUGCUCGAGGAGGCGAAGCGUGUUAUCGAGAGUAAGUUUAAUGUUGAGGGGGAAGGGAAGAGGGUGGAGGUUGUGUAUGGUGAUACCGAUUCGUGUUUUGUGAAGGUGUAUGGGAUGGGUGUUGCUGAGGCGGUGGAGUUUGGGAAGAGGAUGGCGGGGGAGGUUAGUGAAGUCUGGGAUGAUCCCGUGCAAUUGGAGUUCGAGAACGUCCUUUUCCCUUCUUUGUUGGUGAAUCGAAAGAGGUAUGCCGGGCUUUCGUGGACAAAGGCCGAGGAUGCGAAUGGGAUUGAAGUGAAAGGAUUAGAGGCUAACCGGAGGGAUGCGGUACCCUUAAUUGCGGAUCUCAUGGGUGAGGUAUUGAAUAUACUGUUGCAAAGUAAGAAGAGAGGGAGGAAUGACGUUAUCGAGGAGGUGAAGGAGUCUGUGCGAAGCAAUAUAAAGCGGAUAGCAAACGGUGAAUUCGAUAUCGGCAAGUUCAUCAUGACGAAGGGUCUCUGGCUCGGUACCGAAGCAGCUGACUACAAAACAACACAACCGCAUAUCGCAGUCAUCGACAAAAUCCGAAAACGGAAUCCGAGUCGUACAUUCAAAGACGGCGAGCGGAUCCCUUACGUGUUCAUCGCCGCUCCUGCCAACGCGAAGGGCUUCGAAAAAGCCGAGGAUCCGGAAUGGGCGAUGAAAGAAGGCUUGAACGUGGAUUAUGAGUAUUACUUGGAGCAUACGGUACGGAAUCCGUUAAGUAGGAUCUUGGAGUUGUUGAUGGAGAGGAAAGAGGUGGACGAGCUUUUCAAAGUCAAGGUCAAGAGUGUCCCAAAAGUUGGGGGUACGGGUAUGAUGAGUGCGUUCUUGAAAUCUGGGGCGAAAACGUUGGCGAGAUGUGUCGUGUGUGGGGAGCAAGCGAAGAGUGGGAAGAAGCUGUGCUGUGCUCACCAAGGGCAGUCUGUUAAAAUCGGUGAGGGCAAGAGGGAGGCUGUGAAAGCACUUGAGGUGUCGAAGGAAAGGCUUUUCGACAUGUGUCGGGUGUGUCAGGGUGAUGGCCUGGAAGAAGUGAUGUGCACAAAUUUGGAUUGCUCCAUCUACUUUCAACGCAAGAGAGCGCUCGACAAAUACGAGUGUGAGAAGGAGGAUGCAGUCACCUUUUAUCAGGCGCAGGAUUUGUCGUGGUAG